AAACAGUUAUACACAUUGCACAGUUCGGAGCCAUCUUUUUGAAGAAACCAAAGUGACAACAUGGCUGACCUAAAUAAAAGUCUGCAAGAUUACUUGUCACGAUCAUCGUCGUCUACUUCACUACCAAAAAGUGAAAGUACAUCAUCUAGUUUAUCAUCAGGAUUUUCUGGAUUUGGGUUGUUCAAGAAACAAAAUGUUGAAGACCCAAGCCCGACUGACACAUCUGGGAACUGGUUCGCCCAGGCGCAGAGCGAUCCUCUGUUGCCAAGUUUGUCAAAGAAGCAAAGAAUUCUGGGAUUUGUGACAUGUUUACUAUUGGGAACAUUCUGUAUGUCACUGGCUACCCUCUACAUACCUUUGCUGCUCAUGAAAGCAAGGAAAUUUGCUUUACUAUAUUCCCUUGGGAGCCUGUUCAUUAUUUCCAGCUUCUCCUUCCUGUGGGGACCUGUACAUCAUGUUAAGCAUCUCUUCUCACUUGGAAGAUUGCCUUUUACUGCUGCAUAUUUCGGAACCAUGCUCCUUACACUGUACUUUGCUAUGUGGGUGAAGAGUACAAUAUUUACAGUCAUUUUUGCCAUUGCUCAAGUCAUAGCAUUAAUAUGGUACAUCAUCAGCUACAUUCCAGGUGGACAAACUGGACUAAAAUUCUUCACCAAAAUAUUUUACUCUGCAGCAUCAAAAACAGCACAGAAAACUCUUCCAAUAUGAAGUAUUGGAUGAAAGUCUUCAUGGAACCAGCAUGGGUGUCAUGGUGACACAUAAAAGAAGAAUUAGUUCCAGACAACCUCUUUGACUCUUCAAAUAGUUCUGAAAGAAAGACAAUUUUUGUGGGCUUUAUGUUUUUACUAUAUAUGUAUAUGUAUGCCCCCAAAUCUAAAUGCCUCUCUCCUUUGGCAGUAUUGGUUGGGUUAAAUGGCAAACAAUGUGCUGAGGUUUGCUGUUGAUGGUAUUUGUUGGCGCAAACUUGUUUAUUAAUUAUCCUGGCAUUCCUAAAGCUGUGGCACUUUCUUUGGACUGACUGGCUGGGCCAUCUGUUCUUCCGUGUGAGAGACAACACUUUACAGUAAACACGCAUCACACUUAAUUCCUUAAAAUAUUUAUUUGGCUUACAGAUCCUAUGAAUCAAACUGCUGACUACAAUAAACAAAUGACAAAUAAUAAACAAAUGUGAAAUCUAAAAUAAAUUAUUUUUUUUACUUUUAUCAUGAAAACUUUUGAAGAUAAAUAAACAAAAAAUAUCUUUCAGGAUAUUGCAAUUUAGCUAAGAGAGGACUUCGCCUUAAAAAAAAUGUUACUUUGCAGUUGGGCUGCCAUUUUUAAACAAACCAAAAAACAAGCAAUGAAAAAUAAUUGUCAUAACACUAUUCUGUGAAUAAGAUAAUCACCAGCACAAUGGAGCAGAGACUCUUUUCUUCAAAUAACAAUUACGGCUAUCACUCAGUUUACAGAUAUGUAAAUAUCACACUUCUAAUAUAAACAACUGUAUUAUUCUUGGCUGUGUUAUGUAUAUAUUGGAGAGAAACCUGGUACAUUAAGAGAUAGUUCCAGCUGUAUAUAUUUUGUACAUAUCAUGAAAUGGAGAAAUAUAAGUAUUUUGUUUCAUUGAUCAAUGUUUUGUGUUGCAACAGCAACAUUCUAUUUUAUUUGUUAUCAUUUAGGUGCGUAACAGUGCUAGUCAGGAAACAUUUGAAAUGACUGAAGGCUGAUAUGACUGUUCAGAAUACAUAUGGGAUGGUGUCCUUAUAUGAUAAGGGACCGUUUAUAAGUCAUGGCUAGGGGGGUCAGUGUUUGCCCUAGGCAUAAAAAAUUAGGAGUCAUCAUGACUCCCUGGUAUCAUGAGAGGGAGUAAUGGACAUGUUUUGGGAGUCAACUUCAGUUUGGGACUUUCAUCAAGACAUCAACUGUGAUUGUUCAAUAACAACACAAAAACAAGGUGAGGCAGGUCAGGUAUUUAAUCACUUAAUCUAAGCAGUUACCUGGCAAACAUUAAACUAAGUAGUGUGGAUUAUCUGAACUAAGGGCCCAGUAGCAUUGUGUCAACAAUGAUGCAAGCUUCUAAAUUCACUGCGUAUUUGAGUUAAUUUGUGCAUCAAAUAGACAAGUUUUCUGCGUCGUUGCAAACACUGGGGGGUGAGGCUGAUUUUUAUGGAGAAGCUUGUACAAUGUGAAUUACCCACCCAAAAUAUAUCUACAAAGUACAAAAUCAAUGACAUCCCCCUUAGUACAAAACUGAUGACCCCCUACCUCCCCAGAACAAAAUAGGUGACCCCCCUUAAAACCAUCAUCAACACCACCCUCCACCCCCAAACCAUAACUUAUAAAUGGUCCCUUAACAUGAACAAAUUUCCAUCUUCAGGGUAAACUGUAAUCCUUUCAUCAAGGUGUUUGAGAUGUGUAUUUUGUUUUGAUCCAUCACUGGUUUGCGUCUGAGACAGUAACUAAAAGAUUUCAUAUCAGUAACCAAGAAAGACUUAAUCUGGAAACUUUUGUAUGAUAGUGUUAUUUAUAUGAACAAAUAUGUGGAUGGUGAUUUUGUAGAUCUGUAUUAAGCAAUUGAUUUUCAUCUGAUGUUUAGACUGUUGUAAAUAUCAACAUUGAAUAUUCUUAUUGGAAUAGUUAGGGAGCAACCAUUUGAUUUUCAGGAUGUGGGGGGCGAGAUUAGGUUUGAGAUGAGCAUGUUUUUGUGUAAUGUCAAGGAGCUAAGUUACUAUUAACAAAA
Messenger RNA from Haliotis rubra (blacklip abalone), 2719 nucleotides. RefSeq names its product protein transport protein SFT2-like. The transcript has 6 exons. The record is from RefSeq and is a predicted model, not a curated record. NCBI's taxonomy places the organism in Eukaryota, Metazoa, Mollusca, Gastropoda, Lepetellida, Haliotidae. Gene Ontology annotation, cellular component: membrane. Gene Ontology annotation, biological process: vesicle-mediated transport. Bases 61 to 708 code for a protein of 215 amino acids.